AUGAAGUUGAGUGGGAAAGGAGCGUGCGCCGUAGUCUCCAGCAGCCUGCUGUUCGCGUGCGCCGUGAGCGCGGCAGUGGUCGGGUUCGAGUGUCUGUCUCUGGGAGCCAAAGUGAAGGCGCACUUCCAACUGAGCGCGGCUGCUGGUGCGUUUUACUCUGGAAUCCUGCUCGGACUCGGACAGGCACUGCUGGGCAUGGCGUUGCUCUGCUGCAGGGGCAAAGCUGCGUGUCGCAAUUUUUUCCUCUUCGGGCUUCUUGUGUUUCUGCUCGGCGUGCUCACGGCGUUCUCGGGCGCAGUGGUGGACGGUGACGCUGUGUCUCUCGUGGAACGGAAGUACUCGCGCUAUUGCUUGGACACACUGGAUGUACCUGCUGCAUGCAGGCGCCUCAAGGAUUACCAGCGCGGCCUGGUGGCGUCCACCGUGCUUAAUGCGCUCGAGUGCCUCAUUGGUCUGGUAAACCUUGUGGUCAUCAAGCGCUACCAGGCGGCGCAGUUUUACCGGAGGCGCCGCGCGCACAGGCGCAGCGCGCGCGCCGUCUUGCUGGCCGAGGAGCGCGAGCUCACCGUGGCCGCCGACUUCAGGUCGGUCUCUUAUAUCAGCCUCGCGAUGUGCGGCUCCCAAGCGCGAGAACACGGUGCAGAGGCACGGAAAAGCGGCCAUCCAUCUAUCGAACUGCCAGGCUAUGCGCCUGACCAAAACGAGCUCCACCACGUGUACGGUUUCUCCUACCCAUCCGUUAACGACUCACCGCCGGCAUACGAAGACAUAUUCCCCGGAGAAAGGAGGAACAAAGCGUUAGAGUGUUAA
Messenger RNA from Neoarius graeffei (lesser salmon catfish), 810 nucleotides. RefSeq names its product transmembrane protein 271-like. The record is from RefSeq and is a predicted model, not a curated record. The transcript has a single exon. NCBI's taxonomy places the organism in Eukaryota, Metazoa, Chordata, Actinopteri, Siluriformes, Ariidae. The coding region runs from base 1 to 810 and encodes 269 amino acids.